AUUUUCACGCUGCGGAGUUGAAGCUCUCCUCGGCUCGACCCUCAGAGUGGAGGAAGCCAACAUCUUUUCGCGAAUCAUAGGCAUACUUUGGCUGUUCAAGAGCAUACAACCUCACAUGUGACAUCAGCUUCCUUUACAAGCUAAAAAGUCUGCGGCCACUGAUCCGACGUGAAUCAACAUCUGCGCCUCCUGCAUCGGGGCUAUGGACCCUGGAACCAGCGAGGGUCACUGCAAAUAUACACAAUCGACAGUCCGCGACGCAGGUCCAGGAACGCUAGCACUUGCUCAACAUCCCACUUAUCAAGAAGCGCUAGACAGCGACGCGGACGCACACGACGGACUGCUGCCUUUCACUGCUGAUAGCGGAGUCAAUCAUCCGGGAAUCAGUCCCACCGGCACCCAGGGCGCCGGCCACCGCUGGUCCAGCGCGUCGCUGACCCUUGACGAGAGUGGGGCACCGGACAGCCGUUCGGCUGGCUCAUUCGCUUCUUGGGUCCGACCAUCUCUAGGCGGCAUAGGCAGCAGUGGAGGAGGCCCGGCGUCAGGGCACGGCAUCUGUCCGGGGACUGGGAGCAACCUCCCACACGCGUACGGCGCAGCAGUAGGCAUCGCCUCUCCCUCUCGACGGGGCUCAACCGGCUCCUACGCUACACACACCGGCAGUGUGGCAAGCGGCCGUAGUGUUGGUGGCAGCAGCCUGAACGGCAUGUUGCCAGCGGCGGUGUCCGAGGAGGGACCCUACCCGCCCGAACAGCAGCAUCAGUAUCAACCAGAAGAUAACUACGGCGGUGGGCGCGGCUCAGGCGCAGGCCCCAGCCGCCUGAACCAGGUCGCCAUGGCCAAUGGCGGCAAGCACCAGCAGCAGCAACAGCAAAGGCGAUACUAUGACGCGGAUGGCGAGCAGCUGUACGAAGACGGCGAGGCCGGGCGGUAUCAGUACGGGCAGUGCGGGGAUGACCCGGCGGGCCACGCCGAGGCGGCGGCGGCAGCUGCCGGCUACGGCGCCGCAGUCGGUGCCAUGGACGACGGCGGCGGCUAUGACAGCCGUGGCGAAGCUUCCUACGACGGGGGCGACGGGGGCGGUGACGCUGCUGCCAGCACCGCGGCCGGCUGGCCGUCGGAUCCUGAGGGCAUGCUGUCUCUGCUGCAGCAGCAGCGGGGUCAGUAUCGGUCGUGGGUGGCGCAAUGCGCGGCGACAGCCCUUGCUGCGCUAGACCCUGACUACGACCCGUCAGGCCCGGUGGCAGCGCCUGUGACGACACCAGGGCAUGAGGGCGCAGGGCCCGAGGGCGGCGCACAGGUGCCGGGCGACGUGCCCGGCAUGGUGGUGGCCAUGGACGUGGCGGGCCAGGCGCGGCACUACCUGCUCAUGCUCAAGGCUGCUGCUGAGUCGGCGCGCGAGGCCGGCCGCGUGCUGUCCGCUUUUGAGGCGCUGUCGCUGCCGCCGCCGGGGGCAUCUGAGGGCGGUGCCGACCACGACCCGGCCGCGGUGGCGUCCGGCGAGGCGGCCGAGGCGGAGUACGUGAGCGCGGCAUACGCCGUCACCACCGCCAUCUCCAACGCGGCGGCGCAGGUGGAGGCUCUGCGAGAGCACUGUGGCUCUGCUGAGGUCUUGCUGCGGCAGCUGGGCACCAGCGGUGGGAGCAGCGACGCCGUGGACGCUGGCGCUGACGCCUCCUCAACGGCUUUGGGGGCCGCCGCGCUGGAGGGCCCUCUGAGCCGGCGGCUGGCGGGCGUGGGGUCGGCACUGGCAGGCCGGCUGCGGCGCGAGGCGGCGGAGCUGCUCACGGCACUGCGCUGGCCGCCGCCGCUGGCCGAGGCGGAGGCGGGCGUGGAGGCUGGAGCGGGACCAGGCCCAGAGUUUACGAAGGCGGCGGGAGCACCAGCAGGAGAUGGCGACGGCGCUUUCGCGGGCUUUGAGGCGCACCCGGUGCUGGCGCGGCGCCUGGUGGGCGUUCUGACUGCGCUCACGCACUUCCAGAUGGCGGUGGAGCAGCGGCCCGCCUUCCUGAGGCUGCUGGCGGGGCCGCAGCGGCGCGGCCGCGGCUCUGCGGGCUCUGGGUACGAGGACGAUGAAGGCGAGCAGGAGGGCCCGGAGGGCGGCGAGGGCGAGGAGGAGGCGGAGCCCGCCAAGCCGCUGCUGUGGGCGGCCCAGGUUCUAGCCGAGCCGGUGUCGCGCCGGCUGCGCUCCCACUUCCACCCCGGCGCGGCCUCCGGCACCGGCCGGCUGGACCGGCCCGCCUGGCUGUUCGCCACCGCGCUGUCCUGGCUGCGGCGGCACGGCCACUGCCUGGCGGCGUUGGACGACAUGCUAGCCUGCCUGCAGCUCAAGCCACACUACAACAUGCCCGCCGAGUUUACACGGGCGGUGCAGGAGGAGCUGCUGGCGCUGCUGCGAGACGUGCGGCUGCCGGCCCUGCUGGCGGCCAGCGCGGAGGCGGAGCGCCAGGCGGCGGAGGCGGCGGAGGAGGAGGCGGCGGCCGGCGGCGGCGCGGAGGCUGCCGCCGCGACUGCCGCUGCUGAGGCCGCGGCCGCCUCGGCGGGGCUGUGGACUGGCCUCAUGGACGCGGCUGCCGCCUGGGACGUCGCACUGCUGCCGCUGUUGGGAGCAGGAGGGCCGGCAGCAGAGGCGGCGGCAGCGCGGGCGGGCGCGCUUCUAGAGGGCUACGCGCGCGCGGGCGACGGCGCACGCGGUGCCGCCCGCGCCUGUGACGCGCUGGACCCGCUGGCCGCCGGCGGCACCUCAGACAUGCACGCCCGCUUCGUCGCAGUCGCAGCCGUGGCGGCGGCGUCGCCGUCCGCAGAUGCUGCUACAGGCCCUGUAGCUGCCGCAAGCAACGGCGCCGCGAACGGUGGACAGCAGAUCUCGUUCGGCCCUGCGCUGGCGGGCUGGGCGGCGGCGGAGGGUGGCGCGGCGCUGAGGGCGGUGGAGGCAGCGGCCUACGACGACAGCUGCCUGCUAGCUCCGGCGGAGGAGGCCACUGCGCGCGCUCUGGGCCUCUUCGACGACCUUGGCGACGCCAACGGAACCUCCGCAUCCGCCAGCGCCGUCGCCAUAGCCGUGGCCGGUGGCGCGGCCGCGCCGCCCGGCCCCUGGCAGCGCGACACAUGGCCUCCAGUGCUGGCGGCUGAGGCGGCGGCCGUGCUGGACGGGCUGGUGGCGCGCUCGCGCUGGCUGGCGGCGGCGCCGGCGGCACAGGCGGCAUGGCUGGAGGCGGCAGCGGGCCCCGUGUUGGGGCUGUUGAAGCGGCGGCUGGGGCGGCUGGUGGAGGUGGCGGUGGCGGGCGGCGAUGCGCUGGGCGAGGCCGGACUGCCCAAGGUGUGCGCCGCGCUGUGCGCCGCCCGCCACCUGGACGACCACCUGCACAGCCUGCUGCUCACUGACCUGGCGCCCCUUGUGGCGGCCCUGGCGCGGCUGAACGCCGUGUCAGACGCAGGAGCAGGGGACACCGGUGCAGGCGGCAGCAGCGUUCCCGGCUCACCAGCGUCACGUGGCACUGGCUCGGUGGCUGCAGCAGCUGCAGGCAAGCUGGGGGGCGGCGGCUUCUGGGGCGGGCUGAUGGCCGCCACAGGCGGCGGCGGCGCGUCACCGGCACGGCGCGCGCUCCAAGACGGCGUGACGGCGCUAGCCGGCGGCGCGGGCCUCGGCGGCACGAGCCUGGCGUCGGCGGCGCGAGGUGGGACCGGCGGCGGCGCAAGUGGGCCGCUGCCGCCGGUGCUCGGGGAGUACGUGGCGGCGUUUGGGCGGUUGCACCGGGACGGCUGCCUCAAAUUGGCCCGGGAGGUGGCGCUGGGUUUUGGCAGGCACUCGGUGGCGUACCGGCACGCCAUCGAGGCCAACCCGCAGUUCCCCUUCAUGCCGGAUGAGGACCUGGACGAGGCUUUGAGCGGCGGCCGCCUGGGGGAGGCGGGCGAGGGUGGGCUGCGAGGCGGUGUGCGGCCGGCGGCCAGCAUCACGCCCUCCUUCGCGCCGGCGCUGCUGUUCCUGCAGGCUACGCUGCAUCGGCUGUCGCGCACCUGCGACAAGGUCACGUUUGCAGACGUGUGGCGCGGUGCGGCGCUGUCCAUCAACCGCUUCGUGUUCAACUUCAUCGCUACGGAGAGCCGCUUCACGCGCGCGGGCGCCCGGCAGUUCGCUGCGGACGUGUCCGGGCUGGCGCAGCUGUUUGCGCCCUACACACGCAGGGGCGGAGCUGGAGCCGGAGCGGGCGCUGGCGGGGCUGCGGCGGGCGGACAGCACUUCCGCGAGCUGCAGGCGGCGGCGCGGCUGCUGUGUCUGGGCGACGAGGAGGCGGCGGACGUGAUGCGGCGGGCCAGCGCGGCAGCGGUGGCGGCGCGGGCAGCGGCCAUCACCACCACGCCCUCCAAGUCCUCACAGCCACGGCCCUCGCCUGCCAAACCGCAUGCUCGCGGCGACCCGGUGCGAGCCGGCAUGAGCUCGGACCCGGUGCUGUCGGCCGCGGGCAUGACGGUACUGUCGCCGCUGCAAAUCAUGAACGUCAUCGAGCACAGGAUCUGAGGGCGCAGAGCCGACGCUGGGAGCUUGGGCCGGUCCGCGUCGAGCAAUGGACGAGUGCAUCAUGGGCACUGGGGCGGGGGGCGGUGUAUUAGGGUUUACUAUGGUGUUACUAUGGUGUGCCUCUACCAAGGGAGGUUGAAGCCCGGAAGGGAUGCACACGCGGUAAUACGCAGAUAGGACGAGGCGCGCCAGCUUGGUAGGGCAGUGUUUGGGCUGGUGCUGACCGUGUCAACGUUUGGGGAAUGGAAGUCCACAUAUGUUCGGCAUGUUGAUCAUGCGGAGCCGGACAGACGCGGGCGUGGAAGCUACAGUGGAUUAUGCUACAGUAUUGUGCGUCAAAGCAAUAGCCAGGCGACAAAGUGCAGAGGAAGCAGGCAUGAGACGGGCGGUAUGAGGAAGGCGCAGGAGUUCAAUAUGCGCACAUGCUAGCAGCGCAACCGACACGUGCGAUGCACAGCCAGGGACGGAUAAUGAAGGCUUUCGGUCAGGGGUCGUAUCUUGUUUUUGGGGAAAUGUCUAGCUCCAGACAAAAACGGCCCGGUGGCCGCCGUCUUUUGUCUGGGCACAUGGCGGUUUGGGGGCUUCUCUAUAGGAAUUGGGACAAAACCCGCCCCAAACCCGGGCCAACAAAGUCUCGCCCCAGACAUUAGCACCCGGGAGGAAUGUCUAGGAAACGGCCAAAAUGGCCAAUUAAUGUCUGGAGACAUUAAGAUAGGAGCCCUGUAGUUUCGGUUGCACUCGAUGAUGCUGGCAGUUAAUAGGCCAGUGCCGGGUAGUGGAGCAAUGACUAAGCACAUCUUUGGUCACGCUUUGUACCUUUGAGCACUCAGCCAGCACGUCCUAUCGUAUCAUUUGACGUCGAGGCAUUGAGACACGGUGCGGGUGCGGGCUUGCGCCUUGCAGACAAUGCGGGAAGAUGGGCGCGCAUUGGAACCGACACACUCGCGGCACACAUAGCGGCACGCAUAGCGGUUCAGAGAAUGAAAGGCAGCACAGGACGCCCCAAGCCCCCGGGCUGUUUGCCAUUGACAUACUUUGCCUCAUAUACCGUAGGCAUAAGUAUAAUAUCAGGGCUCCGUCGCUUUGCUCGCGACCGUGCGACAGUCAGACCCAUGGACUUGUAUUACGGUACUUCUUGCAAACCCGGCCAAUCCCGGCGGCCAGGCACGGACAGGGGCGAUUAUAGGGGCUGCGCCCCCAUGGAUUCGUGAUAAGCGUGGAGGGCUAAGCGCUUCAGACCGUGGCUCAGCCCAAAGAGUGCACGGGGCCUGGGACUUGGGGGCGGUUGCCGACCGCUGCCGAAGGUUGGUGGGAGUUGCCCCCGUACCCCUGAAGGCAAAAGUGCGGGAGCACUACCCUACGUCACG
Chlamydomonas reinhardtii is the source of this 5886-nucleotide messenger RNA. RefSeq lists its product as uncharacterized. Gene Ontology annotation, biological process: retrograde vesicle-mediated transport, Golgi to endoplasmic reticulum; regulation of ER to Golgi vesicle-mediated transport; endoplasmic reticulum to Golgi vesicle-mediated transport. NCBI's taxonomy places the organism in Eukaryota, Viridiplantae, Chlorophyta, Chlorophyceae, Chlamydomonadales, Chlamydomonadaceae. Bases 203 to 4519 code for a protein of 1438 amino acids. The transcript has 18 exons. The record is from RefSeq and is a predicted model, not a curated record. Gene Ontology annotation, cellular component: Dsl1/NZR complex.